This is a messenger RNA of Aplysia californica (California sea hare), 379 nucleotides long. RefSeq names its product small G protein signaling modulator 1. The record is from RefSeq and is a predicted model, not a curated record. Lineage: Eukaryota; Metazoa; Mollusca; Gastropoda; Aplysiida; Aplysiidae.
ACGAAAGGUUGGAGUUGAAUUAAUUGCGUGAUUUAAAAAAGAGGAUAAUUAUUUCAUUCUGUACGAAAUACGGUUCAUGGAUGCUUUUCUGCAUUAGAAAUUCAGAGUGUAAACAUCCGGUUGUAGUUCGGCUGUGUAGGCGUGUAUAGAAACGGGAUGCUGUGAGUCGAUGAUGGUGGAUGCAUGUACCAAAUGAGCGGAGCCUAGCUGCUACUUUCUUUUCACUUUCUCCCAACUCAUCACCCUAAAAUGGCGUCUGAACCCGACGAACGACAGCGCCUUUUACGGGCGGUGAAAAAGGAGGUGAAGCAGAUCAUGGAAGAGGCUGUCACCAGGAAGUUUGUCCAUGAGGAGAGUAGUAGUAUAACAUCGCUCUGUG